Molecule: messenger RNA, 585 nt
Organism: Erythranthe guttata (spotted monkey flower)
Lineage: Eukaryota; Viridiplantae; Streptophyta; Magnoliopsida; Lamiales; Phrymaceae
Product: non-specific lipid-transfer protein P3
Biological process (GO): lipid transport
Molecular function (GO): lipid binding
Source: RefSeq, a predicted model, not a curated record
UGCACAACCAUCUCAAAAACUCAUAAUUUAUAAUUAACAUGGCUUCUUCAUCAAUAUUAUUCCCCUUAUUGGCUUCCGUAAUCUUCGGCCUCGUUUUCUUCGCUGCACCAUCUUCUUCUUCGAUCACAUGCAGCGACGUGAUCAAGGAUCUGAGGCCGUGCAUCAACUACCUCAGGGGCGGCAGUGGGGCGGCACCACCGCCUUCACCUUGCUGUGCCGGAGCAUCGAACCUCGCCACGUCAGCAACCACCACAGCCGACAAACAGACUGCUUGUGCAUGCCUCAAGAAUGCUGCAACGAAUAUUAAUCUCAAUCCUGAUCUUGCUAAAGCUCUUCCGUCGAAAUGUGGCAUCUCUUUGUCGUUCCAAAUCUCGCCCACCGUUGAUUGCUCCAAGAUCGGUUAAGUCGGUCGUUAAUUAUGAACCGUUGAAGCCCAUUGGAUCGUUUAUGAUUCGAAUGAGCUUAUGUUUCAUAUGGAGUUUAUGUUAUAUGUACUAUGGUUUUGUGUUUGUUGUUGAAUAAAAUUUUACUUCUCUUCUAUGGAGAAGGUAUGUUCAAUGAGAGAUUUAUUUAUGUUUCUUGUCA